AAAACCUUUGUCCAACAAUGCGUUCUUCUGAGACUUAUUCCAAACUGCAAUCUACUCAGCGAGCUUUGAAAAGUUUCUUUCGGCAAAAGGUCAGAUGUGUGGUCUCCAUAGUGAAUCCUAAAGCCAACAGCAUUCCCCGUUACAUUUUUAAUGUAAGCGAAAUAAAAGCUGCCUUGGAUUUUUCAUGCUUUCACCAGAGAAGAGGUUAAAUGUGACUUUUACUUCCCUACAGUGGUCUCGUGUGUAGUGAGAAUCCAACUUGCAGAGUGGGGAGGGGCUCUGGGAAAUCAUCCCCCAAAAGGCCUGUUUCAUAGAUGACCACAGGGCCUGAGAGACCAAGAACACCCUCAAGGUGACCCAUGCUCUGGCUGCAUAACCAUGGUUAACUAAGUGGGCAGUAAAUACAUUUCAAAAACUUAGCAGAAACAAAGUCAGCUAUUCACACAGCUCAUCCAUUUGACAUAUGAGAACCUCGAUAGAGAACUGAACUAUUUUUGGAGAGGAUUAAAUCCAUUACGUCAAAGUCUUUUGGAAUGAUAUUUCAACUUUUGCUUUUCCUAGCUGUGGUGGUGUAGAGCAAUUAGGGUUAAGUACUAAUUAUGUAGUUAUUUCCAUGCAAGUAGUUAUGUAGUUAUUUCUCUCGUAUGUUCUCUCCAGCCCACCCCUUAGCAACUUGAAAAGAAAGAAAAAACAAAAACAAAACAUAACCUAGCCAUAGUUGUUCCAUCUUUCUACAGGGCCAAGUCCAAAGUCUUCAACGUUUAGCGCCUAGGCUGUGGACCUCAACUAACUGGGUUUGAAUUCUGAUUCUAUUACUGACUAGAUACUUAAACUUGGGCGAGUGACUUGAUCUUGCAUAAGUGACUUGACCUCUGUCUUCGUUUCUUCAUCUGUAAAAUGGAGAUAAUUUUAAUACCUCUGUCCUGCAUGGAAGGUGUCAAGGGCAGUGCUUUACAUAUAGUAAACAUUUAAUAAAUGUUAGCUAUUAAUAAAUGCUCAAAAAGUUUUUAUUGAAAAAAAAAUGUGUUACGAGGAAAGAGAAUUGCCACAAAGAAGAAAGCUGUUGAUUCUUGCUCAAACCAUCCCAGCUCCUGCUGUUUCCCACAUUUCAGGAACUCUAGCACAUUUCUCAUGCUCGUGGAAGAAAAAGAGGGAAAGAAGUAACAUAGCUAGCUUAUUUUGAAAUAGCAUGACCCUACUGCCAUAUGAAAUUUGCAAAUAUAAGGCAUGGUCUGCUGCAAACAUUUAGGGUACAAAUUUAGCCACAUUACUCCACCCCUCCGAUUAAUAGCUAGAACACUCAAGCGUCCCAUUUAAAAAAAUUCAAAGUCUUCAACUUUGUGCAAGAAUCCCAGGGUCUUACUCAAUCAGAAGGGGUCAGAUCUCUUUCAAAUUCCAAGUAGAGUGAGAAGAGGCCUUGGCAUUUUAUACCUGCUGCUCCUGCCCAAAUGCUGACCAAUCUAUGGAUGGGCCCACAGAUUCCCCCGUUGGCGACCAGUCAGGGCCCAGCUCAAGCUCCUGGCUUGGUGAUUACAGCUCUGACACCAUGGUCAUAAGAUGAGCAUCUCUCUCUAGGACAUACAACUGCUGUGCUGGGCUGUGCACCUGGGCUACUGCCAGCAAAAGCCACAUGCUUCCCAGGCAACCUAGCUCUCGAUACAGACCGCAAACCCUUUCCUCAGAGCCUGGGUCAUUAACCUUGUAUUAACAUAUCGCGUCUCCCAUUAAUUACCGCCUAUUUUUAUAAUGUGUCUGCCUCCUCCUCAACUGUAUCAGUUUUUCAGGGUUGCUGGAAAAAAGCACCACAGACUGGGUGGCUUAAACAACAGAAAUUUAUUUUCUUAUAAUUCUGGAGGCUACAAGCCCCAAGAUCAAGGUGCCAGUAGGAUCGGUUGCUUCUGAGGCCUCUCACCUUGGCGUGCAGAUGGCGGUCUGCUCCCUGUGUCCUCAUGUGGACCUAUCUUCAAAGAGUCACAUUUUGAGGUACUGGGGGUAGGACUUCAAUAUUUGAAAUUUUGGGGGUGGGGGAGGGGCACAAUUCAGCCCAUAAGGCCAAUUAACUCUACUUACUUAGGGUACAGUUUUUUGUUGUUGUUUUCUUGUUUGUUUGUUUUUUGAUUCAAGAAAGGGUGAGUGGGUGGAGAGAGAGAGAAAGAGGCAGAGAGAGAGAGGUGUACUCCCGUGGAGGUCUCUCUAGAGUAGUUUUUGAGGACUGUGGGUAUCCCAUGCUUGUCUUGCUAAUACAGUCACUCAAGUGGCUGUUCAAACAUUUAAAGUGCAUCCUACUAACCUCUGAAGCCCACUGUGAAAAGAUGAUCCCAGAGCUUCUCUGGUUGACAUGGAAGUGGGGGGUCCAGACCCCCGUUACUCUCUCCUCACUGAAUUGGCUCUGACAAGCACCGUGUAAAACCUUUGGCCUGGAGAAUUCUAGAUGUCCAGGCUACUUCUGCUAUUUUUUUUACAACCACACAACUCACCAGAGUUUGAAAUGGGUUCAUAUGAUAUCGUCUGACGAUCCUUAACUUUAGAAGCAAAGCUCUGCCACUCGCAUUUAGCCCAGUUUUACUCUGAAGUCCGGAUGAGUUCCAGUGACCACACAGACAGACUGGCACUUGUGUGGCCAGCUUUAUUUUUCCUCUUUGCUUCUUUUUGGAGGUGGGCUUGUUAAUCACCCUGCUCAGCUGUGAUAUCCAAGAAAAGCUGAGAGGGGAGAGUUAGAUGCAGCCUCCCUGUGACCUGUUUGCACACACCAGGCUGAUAAGCCCAGGCAGAAUGACAGUGACAGCUGCCGGUGGCAUUCAAAGGGUUUUGAGCGGUUCAGUUCCUCAGCCUCCGGGACAAGUAUAGCAUUACAGCCUGGCUGCCCAGAGAGCAACCACCUAAACUCGCCCUCGGGGAUGGGAUGGGCCUGGCUGUUUCACGGCCACAUCACGGUGUCCUGGACACCUGCGAGACCUGACCUAGACCCUCUGUGAGCUUCCUCCGCACUGUACCGCCUGGGCGCCCUCCAGUUCUCACCUCUAUCCGCGCUCCCUGCCUGUGACAGCCAGGAAAUUAGCAGCUGGGGUAGGACACGAUCCCAACCUUUGGGUGACAGGUGGGAAAGGGUGGAAAGGAAGGUAAAUGGGAGCCAAGCAGUCAAAUGCCGGCUCCAAGGACAAGGGCUCCCCAGGGAUGGGGCUCCUGCGGAGGAGGCAGAAAUUCUCUGCGUGGGACGACGCGCUGCUCUCGGGGAAAGACCCGCGGUCCCUGCUGAAGCGGGGCAUGUGCCACAUCAGCUUCAGCCUGGUCACCAAGGGAAUGACAGACAUCCCCGAUUUUCUGUGGGGCUUGUCUGAGGUCCAGAAACUCAACCUGUCUCACAACCAGCUCCGGGUUCUGCCCCCUGAGGUGGGGAGGCUGACCCGGCUGGUGGUUUUGAACUUGUGUGGGAACCGCCUGAAGAGCCUGCCCAGAGAAAUCAGCCUCCUGAAGGGCCUGAAGGUGCUGUUCGUCAACAUGAACUGCCUGACCGAGGUACCAGCGGAGCUGAGUGCCUGUAGGAACCUGGAAGUCCUCAGCCUGUCGCACAACAGCCUCUGCCAGCUGCCUGCCAGCUUUGCCGACCUCUCCAGAGUAAGGAAGCUGAACCUCAGCAACAACUGCUUUGCUCACAUCCCUAUCUGUGUGUUUGCACUGAAGGAGCUGGAUUUCUUGCAUGUGGGCUCCAACCGCCUGGAAAACAUCGCCGAGAGCAUCCAGUGCCUGGGCAGCCUUCAGAUCUUCAUCGCUGAGAACAACAACAUCCAUUCCUUCCCACGGUCGCUCUGCCUCCUCACCAGCCUGGAGCUGCUGAACUUGAACAACAAUGACAUCCAGAGCCUCCCGGAUGAACUCUACCUGCUGUGUCGACUGGCGAGGAUUGCGUGGAACCCCAUGGACAAAGGGCUCCACAUUUCCCACAACCCGUUAUCCAAGCCUCUGCCAGAGCUGGUGGAGGGGGGCUUGGAGAUGCUCGUCAGCUACCUGAAAGACAAAAAACACAACUGAUGUCGCCACGGGGGCAGGCGCAGUAGCCCGCGCACUGAGUCUCCGUCAACUGAGUCCUUCUCUAGUCUGAGCUUUCUUUUUCCGGUCGCCUGCAUCAAGGCUUAUGUUGAUGAUAUUUGUGAAUCGUUGUGGAACACCAUCCUAGGCAAACGUUUGCGUUUACUAACUCUGUAUGUUCCUAAUAACCCCCACGAAAUCUUGCUCCUCUCAUUGUAAAGGUAAAUUGAAACAGGUCUUUGGUUUUUCUCAGAAGACCAAUAAUUGCUCUGAUUCUCCUGAGAAGCACUGGGAUUUGGACUUUGGGAUAGCGGUCGGCAGGUCUGAUUCAAUGUAAUUCAAAAGUCAAAUAUUUGCUACGUAUGUGCUGUGUGCCACGUACGGCAUCAGGCAUUGACACCGUCUGGUUUCAGCCAUUGAAUUGGCAACCUGCAGCGAAGUGGCGACAGCAAGACAGGCUCCUAUGCCUGCCUCCACCAAGCAUUAUUUGGGACCAAAGAGCAAGCUGGAACCUUGCUCUCCCGGCGGUGACAAAAACAGGCAGAGCUUUCCCUUUGAGUUCUGGUGGGGGGAACGAUCAUAGGAAAUUUAUCUCUAAAAGGAUUGUAGAGUAAUAAUCAAGCUGCUCAUGUUUACAUCUGGUGGUGAGUGACAGGGACAGCAUGAUGAUGGCUUCAGAUAAUAAAUGCAAACUGAUUUUAAUGUGCAGUUUCACUCUUCUUUCUCAAUCCUCUUGCGAGCUAUCUAGUCAGGUCCCUGAGCUUUUCUAGAGAUGUCAGCCAAUGGUUGUCAUACUUUUCUAACUUCACUUCUCCAU
This is a messenger RNA of Rhinolophus ferrumequinum (greater horseshoe bat), 4843 nucleotides long. RefSeq names its product leucine rich repeat containing 30 (gene LRRC30). Lineage: Eukaryota; Metazoa; Chordata; Mammalia; Chiroptera; Rhinolophidae. The coding region runs from base 3124 to 4029 and encodes 301 amino acids. Gene Ontology annotation, molecular function: protein binding. The transcript has a single exon. The record is from RefSeq and is a predicted model, not a curated record.